AUGGAAUCCAUUUCGCCGCAUCUGACUAUGAAUAGUGGUAGCCUUAUCGUAUAUCCCAGAGGAUUCAUUGCCAUUCAAAGGGAUCCAGACUAUAUUAAUUCAGGAAAGAGAAAAGCGUUAUAUUUUCUGUACGUCUGUCUCAAAAAGGGAAUUUCACCUUCCAUAGAUCUUUUCAGGUGUAUCUUCGAAAUGCAUGAGCUAGUUCAAUGUAAUGCCUUUGUCUAUUUUACCACUAGGGUACCUAUGCAAUUCCCUAAGUUUAGGAAUUCGAAUAGCGGAUGGAAGUCCCGAUUUUUCUUCGUCGGGCCUUCAAAGGGUCAGUUUUCUUUUAACACAAACUGGCGACACCCCCAAAUUCGUCUCUUCAAUAGCCAAGUAGAAGCUACUCCCUUUCUAGAAGCUCAAAUCCAGGACUUGGUUGAUGUUCCGCCCUUUGCACCUGACUUAGGGUCAGUCCUUACCAUGAAGAACAUGUUGAAAGUGGGGAUGAGUCGUCCAAUUGGUAUGGACUUUGAUCUUGAUGAGGUAUUGAGGACUCUGCCAGGAGGAGAUGAGGGCCUUACCCUCGUAAGCUUUCAUAUUCACCCCUAG
This is a messenger RNA of Olea europaea var. sylvestris, 591 nucleotides long. RefSeq lists its product as uncharacterized. The record is from RefSeq and is a predicted model, not a curated record. The transcript is spliced from 3 exons. The coding region runs from base 1 to 591 and encodes 196 amino acids. NCBI's taxonomy places the organism in Eukaryota, Viridiplantae, Streptophyta, Magnoliopsida, Lamiales, Oleaceae.